AUGCAUUCUCCUUCGUCCCAGCUUCUACGCGCCCUGCGCAUUUCACUCUCAGGUGUUUCGAACUCCGCCAGCCUCCGCACUAGCACAUCCCGGUUUCCUCGUGCGUCGCCAUGUCUUGCCAUGGGCUCGGCGUUUUCGAUCCGAACCACCCACCGUAACAACAGCUCGUACAGCCGUCCAUCGCGUCUUGUUUCGCGGUCCCAUACGCACAAACCUACCAGCACAGACCGUGGCCCGGAGUCUGACGAAGAUACCACGACGGAUUUUGGCGCUCUCGAUGUGCUGGGCGGCGCUCCUGCACCUGCCGCCGCCAUUGACGCCACGCUAGAUACUGGCUUCGAUCUGAGCAACGGCCAGAGAGUUCGAAACGGCGACGCAUUGCUCCUGGUUGGUGGCGAGGCAUUCUUGUGGCGACCUUGGAAGGCUAUUAAGGGUGCGGAGAACGACCGCGCGGCCAAGGCAGCGAUGGUCAACGCUAAGGGCCAGUUCGAAGUUCCGGAGGAGGUGUGGGGACUGUUGAGUGUCGUGUGGCCUCGUCCAGAUAUCAUGAUUCUCGGCCUCGGCCAAAACACCAUGCCUUUGUCACCCGAGACUAAGCGCCAUAUUAAUGCUUUGGGUAUUCGGGUGGAGGUUCAGGAUACGCGGAAUGCGGCUGGGCAGUUCAAUCUGCUGGCUACGGAGCGGGGUGUUUCGGAGGUCGCUGCGGCGAUGAUCCCCAGUGGAUGGAAGGGGCGGUCAUAA
This is a messenger RNA of Penicillium argentinense, 741 nucleotides long. RefSeq lists its product as uncharacterized. Gene Ontology annotation, biological process: mitochondrial respiratory chain complex I assembly. NCBI's taxonomy places the organism in Eukaryota, Fungi, Ascomycota, Eurotiomycetes, Eurotiales, Aspergillaceae. The record is from RefSeq and is a predicted model, not a curated record. The coding region runs from base 1 to 741 and encodes 246 amino acids. The transcript is spliced from 2 exons. Gene Ontology annotation, cellular component: mitochondrial inner membrane.